Lycium ferocissimum is the source of this 2654-nucleotide messenger RNA. RefSeq lists its product as uncharacterized. The record is from RefSeq and is a predicted model, not a curated record. Bases 80 to 1639 code for a protein of 519 amino acids. Lineage: Eukaryota; Viridiplantae; Streptophyta; Magnoliopsida; Solanales; Solanaceae. The transcript has 5 exons.
AAACCGAACCACAUGUUAAAACAUUAACCAAAAAAAAAAAAAAGUGGCACCGUCUUCAACAACUACCUUAAUCUUAGAAAUGAAGAAAAACUCUACUCUUCACUCUGUCUACCCUCAAAAUCAUCAAUUUCUUUUUCUUACAAUUUCACGUCUAUCCAAUCACAUGACUAUCUCUCAACUAAGCAAAUGUUAUCCUGGAUUUAUUAUUACAACUCGGUGGCUCAGUACAGAGACCGAGUCGAUUAAGUCCGAAUUUACCGGACCUAACGCUUACGAGGUACUAGGUGUAUCAGAAAGAAGCACCUUUGCUGAAAUUAAAUACUCUUUUCGUAAAUUGGCUAAGGAAACUCACCCUGACCUUGCUCAUUCCACACAAACUUCUAAGCGAUUUGUUGAAAUACUUGCUGCUUAUGAGGUAUUUACUUGGAUGAUCAAUGGAAUGCAGAUUCUAUCCGAUUCUGAGAAGAGAGCACAUUAUGACCAGUAUCUCUCAUUUCGAAAAGCAAUUGUUGAUAUGCAUUCUAGACAAGGUUCUAAAAUGUGCAUAUAUGAAUCAUAUAGCACGUCAAUCAAGGAGAUGGAAGUUGUUGAAUGGUUAAAGUGGUAUAGACAAACAGUAAACGACAUAUUGGCUGAAAAAAGGGUAGUAUCUGGAUCAGGCUAUUUUGAUGCACUGGAAAGAGAUUUCUACUCAGCAUUACAUUUAGCGUUCUAUGGCCCUGAGAUUGAGUCAGAUCUCCUUCCUGAAUUUUUUGAAGCCGAGGAGCGAUCAGUAUACGAAACGGCUGAGGUUCUGCACCUGGUUUUUGGGCGAGAUCUUUUUGGGAUGGUCUGUUUAGCCAAAAAUAUUCCUGAACUGUCAAAUGCUUCUAUGGAGAGACUGACAUCCUUAGAAUCAGAGUUGUGUCAUUCCCUUGAGAAUAUCCCUAUGAAAAUGCAUUCGGAGACAGCUGCUUCUGGUUCCGAUCAAAACCAAUUGAGAAGUUCCAAUUACCAUACAUCAGAUGCAUACAGAGACUUAGAAUUGCAUGUUGGAGGGAGACUUAUUGCUGUGGCAACAAGAGUUCCACCUAGGAGUAGAUCUAAUGGGAUACAAAAUGAAGGAUUUGAUGACUGCAUUCAUGUUUACCUCAAGUCACAUGAAGUCCAAAGAAUUCCCAAACAUAACUUAAUGGACUUUGGAUUGAAGUCUGCCAUUCCACUGGGAACGAUAACAGGGUUGGGAACCAGUCCUGAUGAAGGUUCUUGCGAUGUUUACGACAACAAUGGUGUAAACACCCAUGUGAUUAUGAAGCAUCGAACAUUGCUGGUAAGACACAUGCACUGGUAUCAAUUAGGAGAUGAAGUAUCAACCUGUGAGUGCAGAUGCAGCAGAGCGAAGCUACCUCCAAGCAAAUUUUGGCUAUUUGAACCUCGAUGUGGCAUGCAUGACAUUGGAGGUUGGUAUGUGGAGACAUUUGGCAGAGAUAAGAAAGGCCGAAAUGUGCCAUCUCAGAGGUAUUGGGAUGGCUUAGAGGCAAAUGAUCACUUUGAGAAGCUUGAAAGCAGUAACGUGGGUUUGAUGUGCAGAUAUAUUCUUCAAUGUGCAGGAGACUACAUCCAGCAAUGUACUUGCUUGCUCUUGCCUACAGGACUCUAGAUAUUGAACAUUCAAGGAGAAAUAAACAGAGAAUGAAGGAUCUUAUGGAGUCAAACGUAUCUAGAGUUCUCAGCUGGUGCAAGAGACUAGUACGCUGAAGACAUUUAGCUUUAUGAUCAUAUCCCUGCUCAGCUCCGAAUCUAUUAGGCAACUGUAUCAUUUUUGAGAAAGGUAACAAAAUUAUACUCAUCAGCACAAAGGCAGUGCUGAAAGCUAUAUUUACAAUUCCCAGAAAGAGCUGAUGAAACAGAUGAUUUGCACUUUCUAAAGAAUCCUCAUAUAAGCUAGGUCAUUGAUUUGGAUGGCUCGUGGAUUGAUGAGUCAAACACCAUGAUCCGUGCACACAAAAGAUUUUUCUCAUGUGCUCCCAUUGAAUUCACAAUCAUCGUGAAGCGGCGUAGAAGUGCUCUUUCAACUGCCAAUGAGAUUGCUGUGCUGCUGCAUUUCCUGGUCUCUCAUUUUUGGUGCCACGACCUAAUGUGAUAGUAUGCAAGGUGACUCCAGCUAGCACACUAAGGAAUUGGACCUCAGUGUUCCAUUACAAUCUAGUUUGGUUACUGAAUGGAGUAGAUUGAAUUGGUGAAGCACCAUCAAGAAUGAUCUGUGUUAAUAUGAAGAAUUGCAUGUUUACUGCCUUUUGCAUGGUCUUCGGUGACACUACAUAAUACUAAACUAUGCUGAUCCUUAUAUCUUGAAAGCCAUAUUUGGGUCAUAACAUUGUUGAAACCGAGUAAUGCCUCAAGCCAAGGGAGUGAAGCUGGAGAUUUCAUGGAGAAGCAUGGUGUUAGCACAUAUGUUAGCUAUUGCUGUUCUCAGGUGAUGGCUUGCAUUAAAGGGAGGGUGAUGAUCAGAUGAUUGAGUUGCACUAGCUGUAACUAGUUUACUUAUUAUGAUUCUUGUACUUUUGUUCUUGGCAUACAGGUUUUCUGAUAUAUAGAACAUCAAAUAGUUCUCUGUGAAAAAUAAAACAGUUCGGGGUUAGUAUAUUUGAGUUCAAUUACACAAAUCUUGUAAG